This is a messenger RNA of Argentina anserina (silverweed cinquefoil), 587 nucleotides long. Its product is annotated as indole-3-acetic acid-induced protein ARG7. Lineage: Eukaryota; Viridiplantae; Streptophyta; Magnoliopsida; Rosales; Rosaceae. The record is from RefSeq and is a predicted model, not a curated record. The transcript has a single exon. Gene Ontology annotation, biological process: response to auxin. The coding region runs from base 100 to 489 and encodes 129 amino acids.
AUGAACGCACUCCAUUCCUAGCUCAAUAUCUCACCAUCUACCUCUUCCAAGUUUCAACCUCCCCUACCUCUCCAUUACUCUCUGCAACUCUCGUGGAAAAUGCUUGGGAAGAAGAUGGUGAGCUUCAAGAAACUAGCCAAGAAAGUGAAGGCUGUAGGUGGAACUGGUGGAGAACCAUCUUACCAUGAGUGUCUGCUGAGAGGCUCAGACGUCGAAGGAGGCAACUCUCCCACAGCCAAAACCCCAACUGGGUUCCUUGCAGUUUACGUAGGCGAAGAGCGCCAGAGGUACGUGGUUCCAACAAGCUUUCUUUCUCAUCCGCUCUUCAAGAUGCUGCUGGAGAAAGCCUACAAUGAGUUUGGUUUUCAGCAAAGAAGCGGACUCGUGGUUCCUUGCAGCGUCUCGGCUUUCGAAGAUGUUGUCACUGCUGUGGAAUGCAGUAACGGGCAGUUUCAUUUUGGAGAACGUGUUGAGGAGUUCAUUUCAUGAUCGAGUAGGAAUAUGAUAAGUUAGCUGCCUAGAUUCUUUUCUUUUCAUCAGCAAAAAUUGCUUAGGUUAGUGUUUAAUUUGUAGCAUAUGCCAUGUGG